This is a messenger RNA of Melanotaenia boesemani (Boeseman's rainbowfish), 687 nucleotides long. It is a transcript of the gene mrps14, whose product is annotated as mitochondrial ribosomal protein S14. Gene Ontology annotation, biological process: translation. Gene Ontology annotation, cellular component: mitochondrial small ribosomal subunit; ribosome. The transcript is spliced from 3 exons. The coding region runs from base 44 to 460 and encodes 138 amino acids. The record is from RefSeq and is a predicted model, not a curated record. NCBI's taxonomy places the organism in Eukaryota, Metazoa, Chordata, Actinopteri, Atheriniformes, Melanotaeniidae. Gene Ontology annotation, molecular function: structural constituent of ribosome.
UUGAUAACCUUCCUCGGUGGUUUUUCACAACAGUCCAGCCAUCAUGGCGGCUCACAGAUUAGCAUGUUUAGGGUUCAAUGCCCUCUAUUCCACUGUCAACGCGCCGAAGCAGGCACUGAGGAGCUGCUGGGGAGCAGUAGAGCAAGUGAGAGGUUACUAUGUUAACUGGAAGAUGCUGAGGGAUGUCAAAAGAAGACAGAUGGCCUUUGACUAUGCUGAUGAGAGGUUACGGAUUAAUGCACUGAGAAAGAACACCAUCCUACCCAAAGACCUUCAGGAGAUAGCAGACAAAGAGAUUGCUGCCCUACCCAGAGAUAGCUGUCCUGUGAGGAUACGCAACAGGUGUAUCCUGACUUCCCGACCCCGGGGAGUGAAGCGGAGAUGGCGACUGAGUCGUAUUGUCUUCCGUCAUCUUGCUGACCACAAUCAGAUGUCUGGGAUCCUGAGAGCAAGGUGGUGACUAUGGCCUUGUUGGCCUUGUUGGUCAGUUUUGAAUAAGUAACAGGGCAGGACAUCAUUUAUUACAUCUACAUUUAUGUUUUGCUGUAAACAUUUAAGCCACAAUUGUUUUGUUGUAUAGAUUUUAAAACCUGUAAAUGUCAUGGUCAAUGGACUUCAGAAAAGUCUAAAUGUCAAUUGAUCUACUGCACAGCAAGAGACAUAAAUAAAAAAACUCUCCAAACUCUA